This is a messenger RNA of Cataglyphis hispanica, 2750 nucleotides long. It is a transcript of the gene ArgRS, whose product is annotated as arginine--tRNA ligase, cytoplasmic. Gene Ontology annotation, molecular function: ATP binding; arginine-tRNA ligase activity. Gene Ontology annotation, cellular component: cytoplasm. The transcript is spliced from 8 exons. The record is from RefSeq and is a predicted model, not a curated record. NCBI's taxonomy places the organism in Eukaryota, Metazoa, Arthropoda, Insecta, Hymenoptera, Formicidae. Gene Ontology annotation, biological process: arginyl-tRNA aminoacylation. The coding region runs from base 75 to 2120 and encodes 681 amino acids.
GCAAGGUGUUUUGUGCCAGCGGUACCUGUUUAAACUAACCACGUGGUUAUUUCUCGAUAAAAGUUAAAGAAAUAAUGUCUGAAAUUAAACAAAUAAUAUCGAAUUGGCAAAUAUUUGAGGAACGAACAACUGCAGCGGAAAAAGAGAUAGCCCAUUUAAAACAACAAAUAGAAUGGUUGUAUCAGAAUAUCAUGAAUAGUACUUCGCAGAUUGUUUCUGGCGUAAGUAAGGAGGAGUUUGAGAAAUUACAACAAGAGAAUAUCAAGCUGAAGCACAGAAUAGCAAUACUUACAAGGACUAUAGAAGCAGAAAGAAACAAAACAUCAGCAAUGCCUAACAUAUCUCAAAGCAAUGUAAUCAGCAUAAAUAAUACUCUUUGUGAAAUCUUUCGGAAGGCUAUCACUGCUGCUUAUCCUGAUGUAUUAAAUCCACCAAUAAUAGUGACUAUUAGCAAUAAUCCCAAAUUUGGAGAUUAUCAAUGUAAUAGUGCUAUGCCUUUAGCACAACAACUGAGUAGUUCUGGUAAUAAAGUAACUCCACGCAUUGUUGCUAAUAACAUUAUAUCCAAGCUGGAAGAAUCUCCUCUUGUCGAUAAAUAUGAAGUAGCUGGUGCGGGAUUUAUAAAUAUAUACUUAAAACGUAAAUUUGGGCAACUUACUUUAAGCAAUUGGCUGAAGAUCGGCGACGUCCCUCCACCCUAUGUCAAAAAGAAAAGGGUGAUUGUGGAUUUUUCCAGUCCCAAUAUUGCCAAAGAAAUGCAUGUAGGACACUUAAGAUCUACUAUCAUUGGAGAUAGUAUUUCAAAGUUACUUGAAUACUUAGGACACGAUGUAUUGAGACUCAAUCACAUAGGCGACUGGGGUACACAGUUUGGUAUGUUAAUAGCCCACCUUCAAGAUAAGUUUCCCAAUUAUUCCACUGUCGCUCCUGCAAUUCAAGAUCUUCAAGCUUUCUAUAAAGAAUCUAAAAUCAGAUUUGAUUCGGAUGAAGAAUUCAAGAAACGUGCAUACGAAUGCGUUGUUAAAUUACAAGCUUUUGAACCAGAUAUAACAAAAGCAUGGAAGAUGAUAUGUGAUGUAUCUAGACAAGAAUUUGAGAAAGUGUAUACUCAACUAGAUAUCAAAUUAAUAGAGAGAGGUGAAUCAUUUUAUCAAAAGUAUAUGGAAUUAAUAGUCAAAGAUCUAGAAUCAAAAAAUUUAUUAGAAGAAGAUAAUGGGCGAAAGGUGAUGUGGGGAGAAAAACAUGGUGUUGGAAUACCUUUAACUAUAAUAAAAUCUGAUGGCGGUUUUACAUAUGAUACAUCAGACAUGGCUGCUCUUAAACAACGCGUUGAAGAGGAAAGGGCAGAUUGGUUGAUAUACGUGACAGAUGCUGGCCAGUCUUUGCAUUUUCAAAUGUUAGAAAGUUGUGCUAAAAAGGCAGGCAUCUUAAAAAGUUUCCACAGAAUGAAUCAUGUUGGUUUUGGCGUUGUCUUAGGGGAAGAUAAGAAAAAAUUUAAAACACGGUCUGGUGACACUGUAAAACUUGCCGAACUAUUAGAUGAAGGUUUGAAGAGGACACUGGAAAAGUUGAAAGAGAAAGAACGUGACAAAGUAUUAUCGGAAGAAGAACUGAAAAUGGCUCAAGAAUCCGUGGCAUAUGGCUGUAUAAAAUAUGCCGAUUUGUUGCACAACAGAAAUCAUGAAUAUGUAUUUUCAUUCGACAAAAUGUUAGAAGAUAAAGGCAAUACAGCCGUAUAUUUAUUGUAUGCUCUAACUCGAAUUCGUUCUAUUGCUAGAACGGCGAAAAUCACACAAGAUGAAUUGCGAAAAUACGCGCACGAUACUCCAAUUUCAUUGGAGCACGAAAAAGAAUGGAAACUAGCCAAAAUAUUGUUAAAGUUUCCUGAUAUAGUUCUUGACAUCAGUGAACAUAUGUACUUGCAUCCAUUAUGCGAAUUUUGUUACGAGAUUUCAUGCGCAUUUGCAGAAUUUUAUGAUAAAUGCUAUUGUGUGGAAAAGAAUCAAGCUGGAGAAAUUGUAAAAGUACAUAUGGGACGUAUUUUGCUCACAGAAGCUACCGCAAUUGUUUUAGAGAAAUGCUUUGCUUUGUUAGGUUUAAAACCUGUUGCACGAAUGUAAAAAGAUAAUAGCAAAUACAAUAAGUAUUUUCACUUUUUGAUUACAUAAAGCGUAAAAAAGAAGUUAUUUUUUUCCAAAAAAUAAAAUUUUUUUUUAUUGAAAUUUGUAAUUAUAAUUUCAAAAGAAUUAAUAUUUAUAUAAUUUUUUAAUUUUUUUUAAUUUUUUUUUAUAGAUUUUUUAAUUUUAUUUUAUGGCAUUAUUUUUAAUUUUCUUAUGAAGCUGCUGUAAUUGUUUUAAAAAAAAUUUGCUGUUCUAAGUUUAAAGUCUAUUGAUAACAAAGUAAAAGGAUGAGAAUAUAUACAGGUAUAUAGCUAUACUCUUAAUUAGAUAAAACGAAAUUAUAAAAUAUUUUUCAAAAAAUAAAUAUAUAUAAAAUCUGUAUCUUUUAAUAUAAAGUUUAUAAUAUGAUUAGAAAAGGAUUUUAAUAUAUAUUAAAAUUUUUAUUUUCUUUUAUAUAUGUGAUAAACACAUUAGUUUUAUUUCUUGUACUGAUAUAUGAUAUUGAAAAAGUUUAGUAUAUUAACUAAAUUUAGUUUUUAUAUUCUAUGUUUAUUAAUUAUUUCAAAUUGUUUACAAGGAACAUAUAUGUAAAUCAACUGUCUAAUAAACAUCUUUAUAUUUCAAGGAAAA